AGUGUUAUUGCAGGGAAAUUCGAAGGAUGCUUAGCGUCGUAAUUGUGUCUGGCUUAGUUACCGAGCUACAGAAACCAUCACCAGGAUUCGAAACCCAGAACAUAUUUUCGUUAUUUACUUUGUUUUCUGUAAACUACUAGCGUUUUAAUCCCGUUUGUUUUAGAGAGACGUAAUAAUUUUCAUCAGUACUUUCAGUGUUGAAGAUCUACCCAAUACCUCAGACAUAUUCUGUUACUAUGGUUGACAAAUGUAUAGAGUGUCAUUAAAAUAAUGGUUAGGAAAGUGGACUUAUGUCUCGAAAAGGAAAGUUUGCAUAUAAAAGCUUUGCUGAGGGAUCCCUCUAAACUACCAGAACACCUGCGAAGUAACAUUGAAAUAAUACAAGGAGAUGUAACAAAUAUCACAGAUGUACAACAAACUGUGGAAGGACAAGAUGCUGUUAUAGUUACGUUGGGUACCCGCAAUGAUCUGAGUCCUACCACAGUUUUAUCAGAGGGUAUGAAAAACAUUAUAGCAGCCAUGAAGAAGAAUGGAAUAGAAUGUGUUUCAGUCUGUUUAUCAGCAUUCUUGUUCUAUGCACCGGAGAAAGUCCCAACAAGAUUCUCUGAUUUAAAUGCAGAUCACCAACGCAUGCUGGACUAUCUUAAGGCCAGUGGUUUGAAAUGGAUUGCUAUUCUGCCUCCACAUUUAACAGAUAAUCUACAUGGGGACUACACAGUGAGCCAUGGUUCCUCACCAGGAAGGGCGAUUGCCAAAUGCGAUCUUGCUGCUUUCAUGUUGGACAGCCUUUCUGACCCAGCCCAACACAACCAGUUGUGUGGCAUUGCAACUAAUGUUAACGCAUAAAGCUUUUGAUAAAUUGGAUUUUGUAAGGGAAUGAUGUUGAACACAACGUUAAGAAAAUCGUGGUAAUCAAGGCUGAGACAUUUCUUCAGAGGUCAUCUAUUUCAACAGAAAAGGGGUUGCUUGGUUGGUAAAAUGAGGCCUUCUUUC
Molecule: messenger RNA, 993 nt
Organism: Zootermopsis nevadensis
Lineage: Eukaryota; Metazoa; Arthropoda; Insecta; Blattodea; Termopsidae
Product: flavin reductase (NADPH)
Molecular function (GO): biliverdin reductase [NAD(P)H] activity; riboflavin reductase (NADPH) activity
Source: RefSeq, a predicted model, not a curated record